UGCCCCCAGGGAUGCUUCCCGGCUGGGGCGUUAUCCCGGCGGGGCCGGCCAGCCUAUUUUCCAGGCGAGGAAAUAUUUAACCGCAGCGUCAGCGGGCAGGGCAGGCGGGUUCAGGCAUGGAGGGUGGCGGGCAGCGCCCGGCCCCCACUGCCCCCCCGGGCCAGCCCCAGGGCGAGCGCCUGCAGCUCCUGCUGCGUCGCAGCCGGGAGGCCAAAAACUGCGCCUAUUGCCCCUACAGCCGCUUCCCGGUGGGUGCCGCGCUGCUCACCGCCGGCGGGGAGAUCUUCUCCGGGUGCAACGUGGAGAAUGCCUGCUACAGCCUGGGGGUGUGCGCCGAGCGCACCGCCAUCCAGAAAGCCAUCUCCGAGGGACACACCAGCUUCAAGGCCAUGGCCAUCACCAGUGACAUUGGGGACACCUUCAUCGUGCCCUGCGGCGCCUGCAGACAAGUGAUGAGAGAGUUUGGCACGGACUGGGACAUCUACCUGACCAGAGCAGAUGGCACCUAUAUUGUCAAGAGGCUGGAGGAGCUGCUGCCUCUCUCCUUCGGCCCCGAGGACCUGAAGAAGGUGUGAGCAGCACGGCUGCCACCAGCCUUUGCCCUUCGGCAGCAGGGGAGGAUGGGUUUCCCCCAAUUUCCCCAGUGUGUAAGCAGCUUUUUGGGGACGAUGCAAUGGGAAAUGCGUUUGUAGUGUUAAGUUUACCUGUUCCUCUCGCACAUCUGAUUCAGCGCUGAUUUGCAGAUGCCGGUCACACCUCGCCCCAGGGAAAUGGUGAAAUCAAAUCAUAGAAAUUCCCUGUUAUUAGAAAAAAAAGUGUCCAGAUAUCGCUAUACGCGAGGGGGAAGUUCACAGGUGGAGAAGGGUUUGAUGCGUGGCUCAAGCUCGGGCUUGUUGGUGCAGAAACCACUCCUGAAUAAUGCAAAAUCAUUGCUUGGGAAAAUGCUGAAUUCUUCAGCUGUAGAUGAGAAGCAAAAGCAAAAAGGAAGGGCGUCAUUAUUAAUAAGCUAAUUCAGAUUAGACGAUUUGCUGGAAGUGGCCAGUUAUGCUGAGUGUGUCCUUUGCUUGUUUCUCUCUGGCUUGUUUUUCUUGCAAUUUAUUCCAUUUGUAGGGAUGAAGACAGAGAGGAGUUCUGGGGGGCUUCUGGAGAGUUUUCUGCCUCCGGAGUAAUGCUGUUUGCUGAUUGUACUAUUAAUUUAAUCACGCACAAUGAAAAACAAAUGUCUUACAGUUCCCAACCAGCGCUGGGCUGGGCAUUACUGCCUGUGCCCCAGCGAAAUAAAAGCAGCCCUGGCUCAUCUCCUGCA
Molecule: messenger RNA, 1306 nt
Organism: Tyto alba (common barn owl)
Lineage: Eukaryota; Metazoa; Chordata; Aves; Strigiformes; Tytonidae
Gene: CDA
Product: cytidine deaminase
Exons: 4
Coding region: 117-575 (152 amino acids)
Cellular component (GO): cytosol
Molecular function (GO): cytidine deaminase activity; zinc ion binding
Source: RefSeq, a predicted model, not a curated record